Molecule: messenger RNA, 4584 nt
Organism: Acanthopagrus latus (yellowfin seabream)
Lineage: Eukaryota; Metazoa; Chordata; Actinopteri; Spariformes; Sparidae
Gene: nab1b
Product: NGFI-A binding protein 1b (EGR1 binding protein 1)
Exons: 8
Coding region: 139-1644 (501 amino acids)
Biological process (GO): negative regulation of DNA-templated transcription
Cellular component (GO): nucleus
Molecular function (GO): transcription coregulator activity; transcription factor binding
Source: RefSeq, a predicted model, not a curated record
CCCUUCUCUGCGGGCUCUCCUUCUGCACAGACAGGCAGCCAGCAGGCGUUGUGUUGACAAACAGUCCACAAUAAAGGGGACAGAGAAGAAGAAGAGCUGGACCAGGGCGGACCAAAGGGGGCCAGAAACUCACCAGGUAUGGCAGCGGUGUUGCCGAGAACCCUGGGUGAGCUGCAGCUCUACCGGAUCCUGCAGCGGGCCAACCUGCUCUACUACUACGAGGCCUUCAUCCAGCAGGGCGGCGACGACGUGCAGCAGCUGUGCGAGGCCGGGGAGGAGGAGUUCCUUGAAAUAAUGGCCCUCGUCGGCAUGGCCAGCAAGCCGCUGCACGUACGCCGCCUGCAGAAGGCGCUGCGGGACUGGGUCACCAACCCGGCCAUCUUCAACCAGCCGCUCACGUCGCUGCCGGUCUGCAGCAUCCCCGUCUACAAGCUGCCCGAGGGCUCGCCCACGCUGCUCAGCGGGCAGGAUCGGGCCAACACCGCCAGCGUCAAGAUGCCAAAAGGCGUCGCCGCUGCCUGCUCCGAUCCAGGGAAGCUGGACGUGGCGCGGGACAAAGUGUCAGCCGGGUCGCCUCUGCAGGGCAGCAGCGAGGCUCGAUUCUGGUCGGGCCACAGCAACGACAGCGAGCACAGCCUGUCGCCGUCAGACCUCGGCUCCCCGUCCUCGCCGAGGGACGCGUUAGAGGCUCUGGACGCCGCAGCGGUCCAGUCCGUCCUGGAGUGUGUGGACAGGAUGGCACCGGGACUUCCUAAGGCCGACCUCGCUGAGGUCAAAGAGCAGCUGAAGAACAACAAGAAAAUGGCAAAGAUGAUCGGACACAUCUUUGAAAUGAGCGACGACGACCCGCGGAGGGAAGAGGAGAUCCGUAAAUACAGCGCCAUCUAUGGACGCUUCGACUCCAAGAGGAGGGACGGCAAACACCUGACGCUGCACGAGCUGACAGUUAACGAGGCGGCGGCUCAGCUCUGUAUGAGGGACAUGGCUCUGCUGACGCGUCGAGACGAGCUGUUUGGACUCGCCCGCCAGAUUUCCAGAGAAGUCACCUACAAGUACACCUACCGCACCAGCAAGUCUCGCUGUGGAGACAGAGACGAGCCGUCCCCUAAAAGGAUUAAAACAGAGGAGAACUUCUUCGACAUCCAGGAGGCGCUGCAGGCGAUCCACAUGAGGCAGGAGAUGCUGAGGGAGCAGCUGGCCUGCGCCAAGUCGAAAGGAGAAGAAACCGUCGGACGCAAUCUGCAGAUGCAGCUGGAGCGUCUGCUGGCCCGGCAGAUGGAGAUCCUGCAGGACGCUGCAGUCCAGGAGCGGCUCCAGGCUCUGGACUGGAGGAUCCCCCCCGCCGCCUUAAAGUACCUCAACGACGCCCAGAACACCAACGGAGCGGCCGCCGACGCCAGCAGAGACAGCCAAGACGAACGGCCAAUCAACUUGCGGGUGGUUAGUCAGAACAUGCAGGAAGGCGACCUCCCAUUGGGCAAGCAGCUAGCCAAUGAACUGAAGCGCCAUCACAACCACAACAACAACAACAGCAACAACACAGACGACACCAAAACACCAGCAACAGAAAACGGGACGUCGCAGCGAGCAUCAAACCACACAGAGAAGAAGACCAUCAAGUCAGAGCCGGAAGACUCCACAUAGUGCCUCCUGCCUCGCCCUGAAACCCCUCACACCAACCCUCAAUUCAUUCUACUCACACUUGACAGUAUGCAGUUACUACCCGUCAAUAGAUACUAAGCAAGCACAGCCACAGUAGAGCCUUAACAACCAAUGUUGCCUCAUGAAUAGCAUUUAUUUUUCUUUGAUUUUGUCUUUUUGUUUUGUUUUUGUUUAAAAGGUAUUUGCCAAAGCACCGAGAGAGCAUGUCGAGAAGUCCUUCAGUGCUCUACAGGUCUUUGUCUGUUGAUUAAUCGUACACGUUAGAUGUACUUGUAAUUUAAGAGUGAUCUGUUGCAGACAUUUGUAUACUCUUUACCUCUGCCUGGGUGGUAUUUUUUGUUGCUUUCUUUGGACAGCCAGGUUGAAGGCUGAUACUCCGGGGCUGAGUUUUAACUCAAGCGUAGAUUCAGAGUCGAGAUAAAAUCAGAAAUGUUGGCUGUGGUGGGUUCAGCCUCGCUGUACCACUUUAUAUAACUACCAUACAGCCAAUAUUUUAAGACUUCCUUUAGUCACUUGGACGCUAAAACUGAAGCUGCUGAUGCUGCCAAUCUGAAAUCUAAAAUUUCAAAUUUCAAACCAUUUCAAGUGUCCACUGUUUCUCCUCCGGAACUUGUGAAGCCAUUGUAUCCAGAAAACAACACUGCUGUGCUAGCUAAGAUGGUGACCAUGGCUAAAGCUACAUGCUAAAUGUUAGCAUUUAGCUUGGAACCCAUUCAAGUACAAUCUUAUUGAUCCAGUGUGUUGAAUUUAGGGAAAUAUUUUAACAACCAAAACAGGAAAAGGUCCAGAAACAAAAUGUUAUGUUGGUUAAAAAGAAAGCCAGCCAUAAUUUUCUUGCGGUAAAUGUACUUAUGUGCAAAUUAAAGUAAAUACAUACAUGUAUGUGUAUGUUUUAACCGAAUACUUGGCCUUGACUUGAAUUUGGCGUUAUCAACCUGGCCAAAUAUCAGAUCUGAUGCCGAUAUAUAAGAUUACGAAUGUUAUGUCAAGUAUCUGAGUAAAUGUAAAGAGUUACACUCCAUCACUGUCACUAACCCUAACCCACUGCUAGAUGCAACUAAAUCUGACACACUGGUCCUUUAAAGAUACACAAGUGUGUCAAAGCAUUCAUAAUGAUUAUUAAUAUAGCUGCCAUUAUAAGUUGUUGCAAACUAUACAUAGAAAUAUAUAAAGAUGUAUUUUUAAAAAGUCAUCAACGUGUCCCAAAAUUGGAACUUAGUUUUCAGAUCUUUACAAGGCAACUUAAACUCCUGACGACUGUGAGACGAUCUUAAAAUUUAGCAGCAAAAGCCAAAGAUUUAGCAGUUUUUGCCACCGCAGGUCCUCUGAGCCUCCGUCUUUCUCCCAAAUCUAACGUAGGUGUCUGCAUUUGUACUGUAACUCAAACCGAAGGUGUAGAAGUACUGUAGGGAGAUGGAGUUAGGACUCAGCCCCUGUUGCAGUUAGUUUUUUUUUGUCGUUCACAUCAAAUGGGAAAACAGGAGAGGCGGGAUUAAUCCUCCCGUCCUCGCUCUUGUCUUGUGUAUAUUUAUGGGAGGUAAUAUAAGCAGAGGAUGUAUAGGAGCUGUUGUGGAAUAACAGCAGGGUACCUCUGUCAUUUGUCUUGGCAGGAUGGCUGGGCUGGCAUGCCAGAGGCUGAGCUAAUUGGUUCAUUUCACUUUGUAAUUUAGCAAAACACUGCUGUUGAAGUGAAACCACGCAUCUGCGAGCGGGGAGUAUUUCAGGAAUCAAGCCUGUGUUUUAUUUUUUAUUUAGAAGUGAUCCAACGAGCUUUCAGCGCGGCCCCACAGGUCGUAAAAUCCACGCAGCAUGAAAACUUCCAACUAAAGACAGAAUCAAAUAUUAAAGAUCGCAGGUGUGUGGUUUCUCUACAGCGGCAGCGAAAAAGCAAAAUUCCUGUUUAUUGCUGCUCGUCACAGAGCAGCAGCCCGGGGUCUGUAAAUAGUACCAAGAUAACAAAUAGUGCUAGCCUAAUCUCUCAACCAGGGUUUUCCUUUGUCAAGUGUAACUUUGCUGUAGAUUUUUUGGUGUCAAUACAGUGUUUAUGUGUAGAGCAAAAACAAAAAAAAAGACAACUUCUUAAGUGUCAUUGAGGAAAAAAUACAACAGUGUGAAAGUGUCUGGUAUAUAAAAACAUGCUUUACAUGAUGAUAAUGUUGAUUAGCCUUAGCUCUUAACAGUGUUUAAUCCACCUGUGAUGGCCAUCAGUGCAUAUUUCAAAGUUUUUGCUGUUUAGAGGUAAAAUGCAUAACGAAUAAGUGUUCACUGUGUUUUUAUGUGUAAAUACGUCUGUUUGCUCCACGAUGAUAAGACAACUUGGUCUCAGUGUCCUCGCCCCCGACUCCCCUGCAGAUAGUUUAGUCUCACUCAGCGUAAUGACAGACCAAUGCAAUAUUUAUGUAAGUAAUAAGUCAAUUUGCAUUCUGUAUGGAUCCAUCGUUCUGUUCUGUGCUCGGUAACUGUACGUCUGUCAUGAACUUCAGGGUGGGAAUUCACCUAAGACUUGGGAAAUGUUUGUGUGUCGUCUCACUUUUAGUCACUGUAUUUGUAUUUAAAGACAUUUUUCCAUCAGAGGAAACUAGAGAGGAUUUGUGAUCUGUUGUAACAAAAAAAAAAAAAAAAGAAGAAGAAGAAGAGGAAGAAGAAGAGAAAAAAAAGAAUCUCGUUUGCUAAAGCUGAACUAGCCGGUGACGUCGCGGAGGUGCAGGUCGAACACUGGCCUAGUUUUAGCGUGACUGUUGUGCGAUGUUUCGGAGGAUAGCGCAUGUCUGACCUGCCGUCUCACUGAUCACUGUUCUCCUCACUGUUUAUUGUAAAGUGAUAGAUUAGGCUUCACCUAGUUAUGCACCUGUUUUUUAAACACUAAUAUAUUUUAUUUGUUAUACAGCACAUAAACAUUAAACUUUAUUUUUUUGAACUCUA